Musa acuminata AAA Group (dessert banana) is the source of this 3212-nucleotide messenger RNA. RefSeq lists its product as uncharacterized. The transcript has 7 exons. The record is from RefSeq and is a predicted model, not a curated record. Gene Ontology annotation, molecular function: chromatin binding. NCBI's taxonomy places the organism in Eukaryota, Viridiplantae, Streptophyta, Magnoliopsida, Zingiberales, Musaceae. The coding region runs from base 858 to 2852 and encodes 664 amino acids.
UUCUCUUUUUGCUGUGGGAUGCCAAUGGCAGCUAUUUCCCCAUUGCCCGUUUCACACCUCUCACCCACCACCUCAGCCAACCCCUCUCUGUGAGAGAGAGGGAUAGAGAGAGCUGUUCGUCGUCAUCAUCAUUACCAUCACCGUCUGCUCUCUUUGUGCCUGUGAACUGCUACAGCUUCACGGAUUCAUCCUCUCUCUCUCUCUCUCUCCUUCUUCCCAACCCGACCCCGACGAAGCCCCCUUCCCAUUCCUCUCACGGUACCGAUCGCGCUCCUUCGGUCGCCCCGUUUCUUUUCUUCGGUUCUUCUCGCCGCCGUAACCCUCCUCCUUCGCCCGCCGACCGUUCCGCCGCUUCUUUCCCUGCUUUCUUCCCUGCCUGAGACGAGUCCUGCCUUGGCUUGUCUUCGCCUUGCCUCUUCCCCAAACUUUGGCCGGGGUCGGAAGGUGACCGCGCCUCUGGUGUGCUGGACUGUAGGAUCAUGGAGCGAUUCUUGCUGAACCUAAACCCUUUUCGGUUCAAGCGGGUGAUCCCGGCCCCGUUCCUCUGAUAAAGGUGACGCCUUUGGGGUUCUCUUGUCCAUUUGUCCCUCUUGUUCUUCGAUUUUGGUGUUUCCCUCGCGAAAGACCUCCUCACCGAGCUUUUGGAACCGCAGUCCUCUUCUAGGGAAGACGAUUUUUCUUUUUCUAGGGGAGUCGGCAACGUGAGAUUUCCCAAGUUUUUGCCCCUAUUUUGUUGGAUUUUUCCCUUGUUCUGUGAAGCCCUAAGUUCUGUGAUGGCCAAGCUUGGUGAACUUCCUGUGCAUAGGUCAUCUUUGCUGUUUGGAGUGCUACCUUGACUUGUGUUGGUAGUCGGAUCCAUGACGAUGUCAGGAGAUGGUCCUGAUUUUGUGAAAUGGAGCGAGCAGUUCAUAUCACAGGAGCGUGGGCGCCGGAUUGUUCAUUACUACCUUGAGGACGCUUCUGGAGACUCCCAUCUAGCCGUCGUCGGCACCGAACGGAGUCUCCGGCACAUGCUGUAUGUCGUGUCAGAGAAGUUCUGCCAGGUUUACGGGUCCAACAAGUUAGGGUUGUCCUCCCUCAAAUGGAGAUCGAGAAGAGAGGUUGUAGAUUGGCUUGCUUCGUUCCUUCCAGCCAAAGCCUGUGAUUCACAUAUUUCGAAGUUGCCAAAAUGCAUGAAACAUGAUUUGGGUGUUGAGAUGGAAAUUAAUAGAUGUGGUGAUACUGGAGACCACUUGGUCGAAAACAUGGAUGACAGCAACAGAUCUGACAUCAUUUGGUCUGGUGCUUCCUGGACUUGUGGGAAGCAGCUCCGGCAUUACCAAGCUUUUUGUCGAAAUGGAACAACAGUGAUUGUCCACUCUUUUGUCCUUGUGAUGUCUGAGGAGGAAAAUCGUUAUCUUGCUUACUUGGAAGAUAUGUAUGAGAAUAAAAAAGGGGAAAAGAAGGUCAAAGUACGAUGGUUUCAUCAGAAUCAGGAAUUUGCUUGUGCGAUACCUGCACCUGCUCCACAUCCCAGUGAAGUUUUCAUAACACCUUUCUCUCAGGUCAUUAGUGCAGAAUGUGUGGAUGACAUAGCUGCUGUUUUGACUCCUGAACAUUAUGAGAAAUGCUUGGAUUCCCUUUCAUCUGCAGCAGGAGUUCGUUUAUGCUUUCGGCAGUACAUUAAAAAUAAAUUCAAACUCUUUGAUCUAAGAACGUUGCGUGGUUAUUUUAAUCAAGCAAUUCUUUCCCGCUUGGGUAUUUGUGAUGAGUCUGGAAAAGGAGAAGCGGAAAUUGGCUACAGUCCGAUCAAAGAACAUGUUGGUCACAGGAGAACUCGAUUUGUUAAGGUACAGGAGAAAUUUCUGGCACAACAUUUUGGGACUGAAAUAUCUGGCCUUUUAGGCCAUAUAACAACUUGCCAACCAGCUUAUCAGAAUUUGGAAUAUGAUUUACUUGUGAGAAGGCCUCUGUCAAUGAAGUUUGUUGGGCCUCAUAAUUGGCUUAUGCCACCUUUUGAAGUCGGAGAGAAAAUAGAGCUUCUUUGCCAGGAUAGUGGUAUCAGGGGCUGCUGGUUUAAGUGCACUGUUUUAAGAUUAUCACUUAAGAAGUUAAAAGUCCAGUAUGACGAUGUGCAAAAUGUCGAUGGGUAUGGGAAUUUGGAGGAAUGGGUUCCUGCCUUCAGAACAGCAGCUCCUGAUAGAUUGGGCAUGAGAUGCUCAGGCCGUCUAACAAUUCGUCCAUGUCCUAAAUGUAUUUAUUUGCUUAACAACAUUGAUCUUAAAAAGGGAAUGGCAGUGGAUGUACAAUGGAAUGAUGGCUGGUGGGAGGGAAUUAUUGUUGAGCUGGCAAACAGUAGAGAUGAUAAUGUGCAAGUAUACUUGCCAGCAUAUACAAGUGGAAGCUCAAAAACAUUGCUCAAAGGUGGAUACUUCUGUUGGUCGAUUGACUUAGAUCUCAAGGGAUGGAUUUCUUUUAGCACUCAACAGGCUGCCGGUGAAGACAUCUUCUUAAUUUGCGAACUGAAAAGGCUAAGGAUAUCUAAAGAUUGGGUGGGUGAUCAAUGGGUCGAUAUCAAUGCUAAGCCUGAUAUCUUAUCGGCAGCCUCUUCAUUUAGCCCCCGAACAAAGCUUGCUUCCUGCUCUGUCAUUAUCAAGGGGGCAGAAUCUGGCAGCUCAGUGAUGUCAGAUCAGGAAUUCAUCACUGCACAGCCUAAUUUGGUUGAGGAUAAGCAGGCAGAAGCUAGUUUGAGUUGUAGGAAUUCUGUGCAACUUGACAAUGAGAGUCAAUCUAAUCCAAGGAAGCGCCACAGGGAGGAAAAUGCUCAGGAUGGCUGUGGUGUUGGAACAGGUAUUGGCGACGCCGAAAGUUAGCUUGGCAUUUGUAGCUCCAUCAAGGUUGGCUUUCAGGUUUUCUGUACAUAGAUAUAUAAGUAGUAUAUAGAAUGAUUUCCCGACUUUGGGGGCGGGGGUGGGCGACUUAACUUCAAUUUGACUAGGCAGCCCCAGGGUGACUGACUGAAGACUCUGUUAGCUUUGUAUCAUCAAUGUGACUCCUGGACAUUGUCAAUUAGCAGUUAGGUCAAAAUCAUAUGAAUCCAGCAGACAGCAGGUGCAUUUUGAGCUCUGCUCAAACUUUGCUACUUGUCAUGUCUUGGCUGCUUCAUGAAUAGUUUUAUGGUGUCAUGUAUGAUUUGGAACAGACUUAGGAAUAGCGAGUUUGUUUCAAUUUCA